Molecule: messenger RNA, 3126 nt
Organism: Dicentrarchus labrax (European seabass)
Lineage: Eukaryota; Metazoa; Chordata; Actinopteri; Moronidae
Gene: acbd5a
Product: acyl-CoA binding domain containing 5a
Exons: 13
Coding region: 254-1771 (505 amino acids)
Biological process (GO): autophagy of peroxisome; fatty acid metabolic process
Cellular component (GO): peroxisome
Molecular function (GO): fatty-acyl-CoA binding
Source: RefSeq, a predicted model, not a curated record
CGACACUUUUGGGGAGUAAACAUUGUAUUUGGCGCGAAUAUUUGGGGCAGAUAGCCGUGUGUCGCAUACUGUGUUAACGUUAGAUAGUGUGUCCUAGAUACACAACCGACACAACCUCCUGCUGGUGCUUAUAACAGACUGUAACCACAGUUACUCACAAGUUUAGCCGGUCGCAUUGACGUUGUACAAGUCUGGAUUUAUAGCCUAAUAUUCACAUAACAGGGUUUUGUGUUGACUGUGUCAGUGUGGCACGAUGGAGGUGGAGUGUGUGCCAGUGGACGCCGACAGGCGUCUGACCCAGCUGAGGUUCGAUGCCGCCGUCAAGGUGAUCAAGAGUUUGCCCGCGGAUGGUCCCUUUCAGCCGUCCAAUGACAUGAUGCUCAAGUUCUACAGUUACUAUAAACAAGCCACCGUGGGAGCGUGCAAUAUACCCCGACCUGGCUUCUGGGACGCAGUCGGGAAAGCAAAAUGGGAUGCAUGGAAUUCUCUUGGAGAUAUGCCAAAAGAAGAAGCAAUGGCUGCCUAUGUUGAUGAAAUGAAGCUGAUCCUGGAGGGUAUGCCCAUGACGGACGAGGUGGAGGAGCUCCUACGUGUUCUCGGCCCGUUCUAUGAGCUGAUUGAGGAGAAGAAAAAGAUCUCACAGAUAUCAGAUCUGAGCACAGGGUUUGGUACAAUGUUGAAUUCGGUCCAUUCGAAGAACGUCACGAAGAACAUCAUCAGAACGAUGGAAAUGAACGGCACUCUGGAGACUCGUCCUGCCAGGCUCAAAUCAAAGGAAGUGAGGGAGGGGUCAGAGGAAGAGGCACUAGAGGAGGAGGAGGAGGAUGACGACGAGGAGGAUGAGGAGGAGGAGGAGGAAGAAGAAGAAGAGGAAGAAGUGAUAAGGGAGGUCAGAAAAGACAAGAAAUCAGCAGCUUUACAGCCAAAGAAGAGGGGUUCAGCCAGGAGACACAAAGCGCCACUGUUGAACGGUAAAGUGGCUAACGGGGUCACCCAUCUGACUAAUGGGAGUCAGCAGGGUUCGGUCGGUGAGCCUGUGCUCAAUGGCCACCACACAGAUCCCAGUGUAGAUGUGAUUGGCCCCAGUCACCUGGCCAGCGACUCAGACAGCGAAGUCUACUGUGAUUCUGUGGACCAGUUCGGCCAAGAAGAGAGCUCAGAGCUUAACCGCUCUCUGGACGAUCUGGAUGAAGAGGAGAACCACGCCCUGCUUCCUCUAGAGGAGCCGCAGGCAACGCAGGAGCUCCAGGAGGACGGUCACGGUCCACCGCAAGUCAUCAAGUGUGGAGGGGAAGAUGGAGAGAACGGUGGUACAACGUCGCAGAAACAGAGACUGAACGCAGAUGGGCCAGACAGCUCUUUGGUCAGAAGAGGAAGAGGAAGAGGCUCCAGGUCUCCAGGCCCGGGCUCUGGAUCUCUGGUGCCCACGUACAGCGGUGGAGACGGGGACGGGGGGCGCUGGGGAGGAGCAGUGACACCUGGAGGGAGCCUGAACGAGCAGAUCGUCGUGGCGUUGGCUAGACUGCAGGAGGACAUGCAGAGCGUCCUGGAGAGACUGCACACCCUGGAGGCUCUCACUGCUAGCCAGACAAGAUCAAUGUCUCUGUCUCCAACUUAUGCACCACUUCCAGUGAAUAAGCGGACUCGGAAACCAUCCUGGUGGCCUUUUGACAUUUCUCCAACCAGUUUGGCCUUCGCUGUUAUAUGGCCAUUUGUGGUACAGUGGCUUAUUCGCCUAUACCUGCAGAGGAGGAGAAGACGAAUCAACUGAACCCGCUCUCACCCAAACAUCCAUGGGCAUAGACGAUAAAGAAGAGUCCUCUAAAUGUCUGGUUGGGUUGCUAAUGGCUGUAACUCCCCCCUGCUUAGACCCACAGCCCAGUAAUUUGCUUUUGCACUAUGAAGAAGGCACGUAGAGUAAUGAGUGAGAGGAAGAAACCUCUCAAGUGUGUUGUACUGUGGAUGUGGAAUCAAAUAGAAACAUGAAUGUAAGGGCUUGCAGCCUGCGAUUAUACAACCUUUUUCAUGAUACCACUGUACUGGAAUCUUUUUCUGUAACAAACGGUUUGUGUUGAGAGGGGAGUUGGGAUUGUUGUCAGCGUGUUUAUAAACCAAUCACAGUAGCUUCUCAAUUAUUUCCAGAACUAAGGCUUUACAGCAUAAAAAAUGCUUAGUGUGGUUAUACAUUUUCAAAAUUCACUUUCAUUAGUUGCCCAGGCAAUGCUGCUAUAAUAAAAUGUUGUAAUAACUGUAAUAGUUUAGAGGGAGGAUUGAAUGUAAUAAUAUAUUCAUAUGUGAGAUUCCUUUUCAAUUCUGAGGAUAAGUUAAUAUUUAUUGCUUUUAGCAACAGUUACAAUGAAGGCAUUGCAGGCCCAAUUUCAGCUGUACAAGUGAGGUUUAUGUUUAAAGUGACCGCUAAAUGUUGUGUAUAGGUUAGACAAAGUUCCCCAUCACCUGUCCUACUUUAUAUCAGUCUGUGCUUUACGUCCAGGUGGUUUGACUCGGGUCACUUCACUGUUGUCCAAAUAGAAGUGCCUCAACAUCAUAAGGUACAUUCAUACUGUGUACUAUAGGUGGCAUUAUUAUUUCUAACAUUCACAUAUUGUAGCAUAACUGAUCCAGUGCUGGACCAAAUAAUCAUUAAUCAUACUACCUAGUGAGCCAUGAGGUGGUCGCCUGUCUGAUUAUUAAUGCAUAACUCUUGUCACUGCCUGUGUUGUUUACGCGGUCACGUCUUUCUAUAUUGUAUCAUUUUAAUGUGUGAUGUAAUAAUGUUUGUAUGAAUAUUGUGGAAAGAAUUUGUGUGACUGAUAGUAAUCAUGAAUUGUUUGCAAAGCAGUGAGCAUCUAUACAAAUUGUAUAAAAUAGCUGUACAGUUCAGAUUAAAAUGCAGUAUUUUAAUUGCAUUCCCAUGAGUUAUUAAUAUAGAAUACUAUAUCAUAUUUACAAAGGUUUGCAUCUGCAAUAUCACUAAUCUUUCCAGAGCCAUUAUGUUUUAAUAAAAAAAAUGAAAAAAGGUUUACCUUUCUACUGAAAUGUACUAAGGCUUUCUCACCCUCUCUGCCUGUGGAUAGAGUGGUGUUUGCAUGUGAUAAUCUAAGCCUCAAAUAAAGUUUUCAUAAAGCA